Messenger RNA from Brachypodium distachyon (stiff brome), 4449 nucleotides. RefSeq names its product ABC transporter B family member 5. Gene Ontology annotation, cellular component: membrane. Gene Ontology annotation, biological process: transmembrane transport. NCBI's taxonomy places the organism in Eukaryota, Viridiplantae, Streptophyta, Magnoliopsida, Poales, Poaceae. Gene Ontology annotation, molecular function: ATP hydrolysis activity; ABC-type transporter activity; ATP binding. The transcript has 13 exons. The coding region runs from base 398 to 4195 and encodes 1265 amino acids. The record is from RefSeq and is a predicted model, not a curated record.
UAGCAGGAAAACUACCAAAGUUGUUGUGAUGUAAACAUUCAAUCAAGUGUCCUAGUCAUCUUGUGAUGUAGACACUUGCUAAAACAGCUGGCUGUAUACAUUAAAACUAGCUGUCUGGCAAACAAGAACUCCCAACGGACGGCACUUCCAAUCCCUGCCAAGAUCUCAGAUUUUAGUUGCUUGCUUUCAUCAUGAAUUAGGUCAUGGGGCUGCCCAAUCAGGUUUUAUCAUCCUGCUCGCCUAUAGGCUGUCAGGCAGUCCUCACAGCUUGUGGACCAAUUUACCUGCUAAGUGCUAACUAACAAGACAUCGACACUGCAAAGGCAGGAACUAUACCCUCCAAAUCUCCACAUAACAGGCAGAGAGGCAUAGACAGACAGCUAGUUGAGUACCUGGUAUGCAUAGCAUGAAGGAAACAACCACUGCUGGAGCUGCUGAUGGAGGAGAGGAGAAUGGCACGAAGAAGUUGGACAAGGGUGGUAAGGCGCCGUUGCAUGAACUGUUCAAAAACGCAGACGUCACAGAUGUGGUGCUGAUGCUGGUCGGCACAGUUGCGGCGGUCGCAAGCGGCAUGUCGCAGGUGGUCAUGGCGAUCAUCUUUGGGCGGAUGGUCGACGCCUUUGGGGGCGCCACCCCCAGCACCAUCCUUCCCCGAGUCAACAAGGUGGUUCUAGAGUUUGUCUACUUAGGUGUUGGAACAUGGCCUGCUUGUUUUCUCCAGAUAUCAUGUUGGGCGGUGACCGGGGAAAGGCAGGCAGCUCGCACUCGAUCUUUGUAUCUCAAGUCGGUUCUGAGACAAGACAUGGCAUUCUUUGACACGGAAUUAAAAGGUGGACAUGUAAUCUCUGGUAUAUCUGCUGACACAACUCUAAUUCAGGAUGCUAUUGGUGAGAAGGCUGGGAAGUUUUUACAGCUUCUUGCCACUUUCCUUGGUGGGCUUGUGGUGGCGUUCAUCAAAGGCUGGCUCCUAACCCUUGUAAUGCUUUCUACUAUACCACCGUUAAUCGUUGCUGCUGGAAUCGUCUCGAAGAUGCUGUCCAAACUAUCUAGCGAAGGCCUAGCAUCAUACAGCGAUGCAGGGGAUAUUGUAGAAGAGACAAUUGGAUCCAUCAGAACGGUGGUUUCAUUCAAUGGCGAAAAGAAAGCCAUGGCCCUAUACAAAAAUCUCAUAAAGAAGGCAUACAAGGGUACUGUCAAGGAAGGGACUAUCCAAGGCUUUGGCAUGGGUUUCCUUUCCUUCAUGAAUUUCUCCAGUUUUGGAUUAAUUGUAUGGUAUGGCACUAAGUUAACCCUCAGCAAAGGAUACAGUGGAGCAGAUAUCAUGAAUAUAUUAUUCUGCAUCAUGUUAGGAGCAAGAUCAUUGGGUGAUGCAACCCCCUGCAUUGCUGCCUUUGAGGAAGGACGAGUUGCAGCUUACAGAUUGUUUAGAACAAUCAGCAGGAAACCAGAGAUUGAUUAUGAUGACACUACUGGUGUUGUGUUAGAAGACAUCAAGGGUGAUGUAGAGCUCAGGGAUGUGUUUUUCAGUUACCCAAGCAGGCCAGAGCAACUAAUAUUUGCUGGAUUUUCAAUGCAUGUAUCCAGUGGCACAACCAUGGCCAUAGUUGGUGAGAGUGGGAGUGGCAAAUCAACUGUGAUCAAUCUGGUUGAGAGAUUUUAUGAUCCACGGGCUGGCGAAGUGUUGAUUGAUGGAAUGAACAUCAAGAAUUUUAAACUAGACUGGAUGAGAGAGAAGAUUGGCCUUGUUAACCAGGAACCAAUGCUAUUCAUGACAUCUAUCAAGGAGAACAUAACCUACGGAAAAGAGGAUGCAACACUUGAAGAAAUCAAGAGAGCAGCUGAGCUUGCCAACGCGGCAAGAUUCAUUGAGAAUUUGCCUAAUGGUUAUGAGACAGCAGUUGGACAACACGGUGCUCAGCUCUCAGGGGGGCAGAAGCAAAGGAUUGCAGUCGCAAGAGCCAUCCUAAAAAAUCCGAAAAUCCUUUUGCUCGAUGAAGCUACUAGUGCUUUGGAUUCAGAGUCCGAGAGAGUACUCCAAGAAACGCUAAACAAGAUCAUGGUUGGGAGGACCACGGUUAUCGUGGCGCACCGUUUGAGCACUGUUAGGAAUGCUCACUGCAUCUCAGUUGUUUCUGCAGGGAAGAUAGUCGAACAAGGGCAUCAUGACAAAUUGGUAAAGGAUCCUAGUGGGGUAUACACUCAGCUUAUUCGGCUACAAGAGGCACACCAAGAAACUGUGUACCAGUUAGAUGCUGGAUUAUCAGGUCCAUUGACUAAAAGAAGUCAAUCACUCAAACAAUCAAUUAGUAGAAGUUCAGCUGAUAGUGCACUUCAUGCUUCAAACCUCCCUGUCACCUUGCCUGGGCCCAUUGGAUUACUUGAACAUGAUGGUGCAGAUGAUGAGAAACAUAGCAAGACCACUGAUGGCAAUGUAUCCAAGAAGGCCCCAAUGGUCCGCCUAAUUAGCCUAAACAAACCAGAAAUGGCAGUUCUACUAUUUGGUUCUCUUGCGGCAGCAAUUGAUGGAGCUGUCUACCCAAUGAUUGGUGUGGUCAUGGCUAGUGCUGCAAAUACAUUUUAUGAAGUACCAGCAGACAAACGACAGAAAGAUUCUACUUACUGGGGAUUGCUGUGUGUUGGGGUGGGUGCAAUCGGUUUGAUAUCAAAGCUAGCAAAUAGCCUUCUAUUUGCGAUAGCUGGUGGGAAACUUAUAGAACGCAUUCGUGCUUUGACAUUUCAAAGUAUAGUGUAUCAAGAGGCUGCUUGGUUUGAUCAUCCUGCAAAUUCUAGUGGAGCACUAGGUGGAAGGCUUUGCAUUGACGCCUUUAAUGUGAGACGUCUUGUAGGCGGUAACUUGUCCGUAAUGGUCCAAUGUACUGCAACCCUUCUUUGUGGAAUAACAAUAGCGAUGAGUGCAGACUGGAAGCUUACACUGGUCAUCUUAAUUGUGAUUCCUUUAAUGGGUCUCCAGGGUUAUGCUCAAGUGAAGUUCUUACAGGGAUUUAGUCAAGAUGCUAAGAUCAUGUAUGAAGAAGCAAGUCAAGUUGCAAUUGACGCAGUUGGUAACAUCAGAACAGUGUCGUCUUUUUGCGCUGAGAAGAGAGUGAUGACAAAAUACAUUAAGAAAUGUGAAGCUUCUAAGAAUCAGGGAAUUCGAACGGGAAUAGUUGGUGGCCUUGGUUUUGGUUUCUCAUAUAUGAUGUUAUAUGUCACCUCUGCUCUUUGCUACUAUGUUGGUGCUAAGUUUAUUAGUCAAGGCAAUUCCAAUUUUGGCAAUGUCUUCAAGGCUUACUUUGCUUUAGUAUUGGCCAUGAUGGGAGCAUCACAAACUAGUGCUAUGGCUUCUGAUUCGACGAAGGCAAAUGAUUCUGCAACUUCAAUAUUCGCAAUCUUAGAUAGAAAGUCUCAAAUCGAUUCCAGCAGUGUAGAAGGUUCGACCAUGGAGCUUGUCAGGGGUGACAUUGAUUUCAUGCAUAUCAGCUUCAAAUACCCAUCCCGUCCAGAUGUUCAAAUAUUCAGUGACUUUACCUUGAACAUAACUUCUGGACAGACUGUUGCACUGGUUGGUCAAAGUGGCAGCGGCAAAUCUACAGUAAUUGCUUUACUAGAGCGUUUCUAUGAUCCUGAUUCUGGUGUAAUCUUAUUGGAUGGAGCGGAAAUAAGGAACCUAAAACUCAGUUGGUUGAGGGACCAGAUGGGAUUGGUAAGCCAAGAACCGGUACUUUUCAAUGACACCAUACGAGCCAACAUAGCAUACGGAAAGCAUGAAGAGGUAACUGAGGAAGAAGUUGUCCAAGCUGCUAAAGCAGCCAAUGCCCAUGAAUUCAUAUCAAGCAUGCCACAGGGUUACAACACGACAGUUGGAGGGAGAGGAACCCAACUGUCAGGUGGGCAAAAACAGCGCAUAGCUAUUGCAAGGGCUAUUCUCAAAGAACCAAGGGUACUGCUUCUAGAUGAGGCAACGAGUGCACUAGACGCCGACUCAGAGCGCAUCGUUCAAGAUGCAUUGGAUCGCAUUAUGGUUGGCAGGACAACUGUCAUUGUGGCACACCGCCUCUCGACGAUCCAAGGAGCUGAUGUAAUCGCAGUUCUGAAGGACGGCACGAUAGUGGAGAAAGGAAGGCAUGAGACACUGAUGGGAAUCACUGGUGGAGCAUAUGCUUCUCUCGCAGAACUUCGCCCCAAUGCAACAUAAUACAAAGAUUUCAGGCAUUGGAAUCAAUUCAAGAUACUACAAUUUAUGCUUAGCCUAGGCAAUCAAGACACAUGUUUACCACUUUAGCAGUGGAAAUGCAGGCACCUUAACGAAUGUAUAAGAAAGGUUCCCUCGGCGAUGAUAGCUUGCAGCCAAAAUAGGGAGCAAUGCAUUUCCAAGGUCUACCAUUCUUUGUAAGUGUAGCAUACAAUGUAUCCAAUGUUGAGCUGGCAUAUAUUAUAAUUCUCUAAAUC